Manduca sexta (tobacco hornworm) is the source of this 1074-nucleotide messenger RNA. RefSeq lists its product as uncharacterized. Lineage: Eukaryota; Metazoa; Arthropoda; Insecta; Lepidoptera; Sphingidae. The transcript is spliced from 5 exons. The record is from RefSeq and is a predicted model, not a curated record. The coding region runs from base 1 to 1074 and encodes 357 amino acids.
AUGUCCCAUAAUGUCGUGUUCAAUGAAGAAGAUAUUAAGAUCUUAACUAUAGAGAGAAUCAGAGAAAUGGAAGAGAUAAUGACACCGACUAAAUUCAAAGAAAUGAAGGGUUUGGAAACGUUCUAUACUCACGUCGAAUCUGACGAACUUCUCGCUACUACUGAAAUCAUGUUCUUGCCUACACACACAUCCAGUACAUCCAUUAGAGAAGACGAGUUUGAUGUCACUCUAAAUUAUCUCUGCAUCGUGCCGGGACUCGAAGGCCUCCACAGUCGGUUCGGCUAUAUGUGCGAGCGUCUCAAACUGCCAGCUGUCGUACUCCAGCCCGGUUUAGACAGACCGAACGAAACUAUUCAGGAAACAGCCAAAAAAUAUGCUCAAGUGUUUUUGAAGAAGAUUGGAUUAAAAAAAUACUUUUAUAUUUUGGGAUACGAAUGGGGAAUUCCAGUUGCAUUAGAAGUUGCAUCUAUAUUUGAAGGACAAGGAAUGAUUGGUACCAUCUUUUGUGUCGGACUCGAACCAGAAGCAUUAAAAGUUGCGCUUGAAGAAGAAUUAAGCGAAUACAAGAACGAGGAAGAACUAGAGAACGGCGUGUUAGAGCACAUGUUCAAGCUGAUGACGGGCGACAAGUGCGCACGACUGGACGAGAUGCUGCGCGGGUGUAACUCAUGGGACAAGAAGGUGGAGGAGUGCGUGCGCACGCUGCUGGGGUGCAUGUCGCACUCGGCGCAGUACACGCGCGCGCUGCUGCAGGCGGCGCUCGGGCGCAUCGCGCAGGCGCGCCGCUACUCCUCCGCGCUGCCGCCGCUGCGCUCGCGCGUGGUUCUGCUGCGCUCGCGCCGCGCGGCGCCUGCAUGCCCGCAGCAGCUGAACGCACUCACGAGCGGCGAGGUGUCGGUUCACGAGCUCAGCGCGCCGCUCGGUCACGCCGCCCGCGACGCGCGCUGCGCCGCCAUCGUUAACUCAUAUUUGGAUCCAGAGCUAAUACACAACUUCGAUAAUGAGAGUCUUUGCGAUACGUAUUUGCUUAACGCGGACACCUUCAUAAGUAUGUCUAUUGAAAGCGAUAAAUAG